Rattus rattus (black rat) is the source of this 3114-nucleotide messenger RNA. It is a transcript of the gene Ccdc82, whose product is annotated as coiled-coil domain containing 82. The coding region runs from base 331 to 1896 and encodes 521 amino acids. The transcript has 10 exons. The record is from RefSeq and is a predicted model, not a curated record. Gene Ontology annotation, cellular component: nucleus. NCBI's taxonomy places the organism in Eukaryota, Metazoa, Chordata, Mammalia, Rodentia, Muridae.
GGGAGAAGGCGGGAGCGCGGCUGGGAGGAGGCGGGAGGGGAGGCGGAGGCAAAGACAGAGGCGCUUUGAAAGACCCUUAUCAGUGGGUACACAGCCCUUCUACAGCUCAUGCGCGGUCUUGGUGAAGCUGUAUCAAAGGUUCCUGCUUCUAUCAACACCAGUCCCUCCAUUUUGGAGGCCUCAGCACCCACUUCCUGUAUCUGGGGAGUGAGUCCCAUCAUCAGAGAGCCAGCAGUCAUUGCGUAGCCUUGGACGGGGAAUCAGGAGACCUGGUUUCUAAUCCCUGCUCUGUCACUAGCAAGCUUUGUGAUCUUCGAAGCUUAAGUGAAAAUGGUACAUGCUAGAAGGCACGAAACAAGAAAAAAUUCUAAAACCCAAGUACCAGAGCAAAAAUCUCGAGUCGAUUGGCGUCGGACUAAGAGAAGUGUCUCACAGUUACUUGAUAGUGACGAAGAGCUUGAUAGUGACGAGGAAAUUGGCAGUGAUGAAGACCUUGAUGGUGGGGAAAGUAUUGACAGUAACGAAAAGCUUGAUAUUAGCAAGGACUCUGGUAUUAAUGAAAUACCAGAAAAGGAAACAGAGCUUAACUUAAUCAAAGUUGAAAGUGAGAGAAGCAACAGUAAAUGUCAUAUGAAUACCAGCAAUAGUUCAGCAGAUGAAGAAGAAAUGAACAAAACCAAACAUAAUGACUUACCAGAUGAUGAAGCUCACCCAGGUCAAGCAGAGGGUCAUCACAACAAACUCACUGGACAAGUCCUAGAGGAGGAUGUGGAAGAUGAAUGCAUCAAGCCAGGAAAAAGAAAAAGGCUGUCCUCUGUGAUGUAUGACAGUGAUGAAAGCGAUGACAGUGAUAUCCUAGUUAGAAAAGCAAGUACUAAGCACCCACGCAGGGUGGUCGAGGAUGAAUGUUCUUCAUUGGAAAUGGAGCGAGAAACUCCUGAGAAAUCACCAGCUGCUCGAAAGAGAGAAUACCACCAAAAGCUACAGGAGCUCUGCGAAAGAUCACGCCAGAAACAGAGACACAGUAGCGGUAGAAAUUGUGAGAGCUCUGAAAAGGACUCUUGUUCAAGCACUGAUGAGGAUGAGGACGAUGAUGAUUACGGAGAUGAUGAAAAUGAAGAUGAUUACAUGAUUGAUGAUUUUGUAGUGGGAGAUGAGGAAGCUGAUGAAGAGAAUAAAAAUCAAGAAGGAGAAAAUCUGACUGCAUCACAACUGAAAUUAGUAAAACAAAAUUCUCUUUAUUCUUUUAGUGACCAUUACACUCACUUUAAAAGAGUUGUGAAGGCUCUUCUGAUCAAUGCUUUUGAUGGAUCUUUUCUGGAAACUUUGUAUGCUGGCAAGAGGAAGAAAUCCUAUGCACAAGAUAUGUUGACAUCCCUUCAUUACUUGGAUGAUCGCUUUAUUCAACCCCGUCUGGAGAGUUUGGUCUCUAGAAGUCGGUGGAGAGAGCAAUAUAAGGAGCGUGUUGAAAGCUACUCUGACUUAAGCAUCCACAGGAAGAACCCCGAGAACUGUGGCUGCCAGGCUUGUGGGCUGCAUCGCUACUGUAAAUUCUCAGUGCAUCUCUCGGGAAAGUUAUACAACACCCGGACGAUGGAGACAGAUGACUUCAUGUCACAUGACAAGCAGGUGUUUAUUGUUGGCAGAAUUUGUGCUGAACGGACCAAAAUUUAUCAUAAACUAAAGCAUUUUAAAUUCAAACUGUACCAAGACUGUUGCUCCACAACAGAAGAAGUUGCAAACACAGAAGAAGUUGGAGAUGAACAGGUCAAAGAUACAGUAAAGAGACUCUUCCGUCAGUUAAAGAAAAGGGGCUGGAUUAGAAAGAAACAUGAUCAACUGGAGGAGUAUCUAAAUUCUGCGGAUUAUUUUCAAGAUGAGAAGUUUGAAUUAUAGCAUACUUCCUUCAGAGGAGAUUUUAUAAAUUUCUGUAAAUGUGAAGAUCAUGAGUUUUUUUCUCUGUGUCAUGUAUCAUUGAUUGUAUCUUCAUAGCAAAAUAUCUCGUAUAUGUGCCCACUCGAUCUUUAUGAAAUGCCACAGCAAAGCCUAAUAACAGUCAUAGAUUUACAUGGAGAGCAUCAGCUUUGUGGUUCAGAAGUCCCUCAGUCUGUUUUGGUCAUGUGGUUAUUCUUUUCCCACACAUGACCAGCAGAUGAAUGUGCUGUCAUGUCCUGUCAGUUUAGUAGAAAUAGGCUGUGUUAUAAUAUAUUUGGACUGACCUAAAGAUGGCUUGCUUUAUUAAGUGUAUUAUUAUUAAGUGUAGUACUUGCCUUAUGAACACAAGGACCUGAGUUCAGUUCCCCAAACCAUAUUUAAAAUAAAAGCCAGACAUGAUGGCAUGUACUUGUAAUCCCCACACUGGGAGGCAAAGAUGAGGCAGAUCCCUGAGGCUUGUUGGUCAGGUAUCCAGCCUAUGGGUGUCUCAUCAGUGAGAGACACUGUCUGAGAAAACAAGAAUGGGUGAUGCUUGUGAAUGACCAAGGCUAUCCAUCCUCUGAGCUCAAGAUGCAUGCAAACACAAAUGUUCAUGUGCCCACACAUUUGAGCAACCACACAUGCACCUUCACAUCCACAGUAUAUAUGCAUGUGUAUAUUUAUACCUCUAUGUAUGAAUACAAGAAUAUUGUACCCCUGGCAGUAUUAAAUAAUCUUCAGUAAUAAAUAUCUAUGUAAUAUUUCCUCAAUUGUGAAUUAUGGAAGAAGCUUCAAACAGCCAUGCAUUCAGUAUCCUAGCCUCAGAAUGAGACCGUGGAGAUCUACUCCAGGUGGAGAAGUAUUUCCUUCUGCUAAGGUUUCCCUAAUAAUAGAUGGCUCGUCCCCAGAGUCUUUCAAUUCUCACGUUCAGGAAGAACUUCUUGAUAUAUAUUUUAAUUCUCUAUAAUGUUCUUUCUUGUUUCUUUACAGUUUUAUUUGCAAUAUAUUAAAAAUUAAGGUGUAUUAUGAUUUUUAACCAUAACUUUCUCUAUGUAUGUCUGUGUGUAUAUGUUCUAGUCUGACAAUCUCAAGAGACAAGUUCAACCAAAAAUACUUGGAAGGCUUAUUUUUGUGCCUCUCUUACUUUGCACAUCCUAAUUUUUUCUUAAUGCAAUAAAGUAAAAUGGUUUUAAAGACUAA